AUGGUAAGUUAAUUGAGUAUAACACGCGUAAAAUCCCUUUUGUUUAAAACUUUUCCUCAUUCUUCAUGCAUUAUAUAAUAACAUCAAUUUUCAGCUCUCAAUCGCCUUUUCUAUACCAUUUUCCAUCUCUCCGUCGCUGCCGCCGGCCCAUAUGUGUCAUCAGCAAGGCGAGGAGUUCAUGGAAUGCGGCCCUCACUGUGAGGAGACCUGCGACGAACUGCGGAAUGGAACCCGCCGUUCGUGCGUGUUUGGCUGUCGCCGCGGGUGCUUCUGCGAUCAUCGGCAUGUUCGCUACCGCGGGAAAUGCAUCACGAGGACAAAGUGUACAGGAAGUAGGUGAUAUAACAACCGUUUGUUAUUAUUUUCUCUUCAUUUUUUAUUUAUAACAUAAGUACUCAAGAGCGAAGCUCAGAGUUUCUUUAAAUUUUGCGCACAUGUCGGGAAUAGGCCACAUAUCAAUUCUAGAAAUUCUUAGCUCGCGUUUUGCAAGGGCAGCCAAGAUAUUCAACGGUCUUUUCCGCCGAUAGAGUACGCAAAACGUCAAGAGCGAUCAGAGAGUUUAACUUUUUUAAAUGUAGGGCCUAUACAGGUCGACAAAAUUUUCUUUCCGCCUGGAUCUCGGGAACUGCUGAACCAAGAACCUUGAAAAUGGGCACAGAAACAAUCUGGGACGCAAUAACACCGCACCCAAAAAAUCGUAUCAUUUGAUGCACUUUCCGUACACUUUUUUCAUAAAUGGCAAAAAACAGGAUGACAAAAUUUUCUUUCCACUUUGCACAAACGUUUGUAACUCAUCAGAGGUCGCUAAGGCAUGGUUGCGGUAUCGUUGUGAUUGAAGAGCUCUCUCGAUUGGUGAAAGACCAUAAUUUCCCAUGCCAAACAUAGAGAAAGCCUUGACCGGUCAUCUCAAAAUUUCUCACUGAAAAUUUUAGCAAUUCCAACACUCUUUUUCUAACACCAAAUUUCAGCAAUUUCCCCAUCUCCACCCAAGUUCCCUCUCCUGAACGACGCCAAUGGUCUGGAUCCCAACGAGUUCGAGGACGAGCAACUCUACUCCGCCGAGAACGGCCCUCAAGACCCGAGAUGUCAGAAGAACGCGUACCUCAAAUCGUGCGCUGACAUCUGCCCCAAACCGUCGUGUCAUCAUCCCAAACCAGUGAGCAAACUGUUUCCGAAAUACGAUCUCUUUAUUCCGUCUUACUAAUCAAUAGUUUUGCAGUUUUUCCCCUGCUUUUCCCUGCGUUGCGGCCGACCGAGAUGCGAGUGCAAAGAGAAGCACGUGUACAAAGAUGAGCAGCGUCUGGAAUGUGUUCACAUCGACAAAUGCCCCAUGCCAAAGCCUGUUGACCUACAUCGUUAUAUUUGA
Bursaphelenchus xylophilus (pine wood nematode) is the source of this 1366-nucleotide messenger RNA. The record is from the annotation of a GenBank genome assembly. NCBI's taxonomy places the organism in Eukaryota, Metazoa, Nematoda, Chromadorea, Rhabditida, Aphelenchoididae.